Messenger RNA from Aedes aegypti (yellow fever mosquito), 2954 nucleotides. RefSeq names its product 14-3-3 protein zeta (gene 14-3-3zeta). Gene Ontology annotation, biological process: signal transduction. The transcript is spliced from 7 exons. NCBI's taxonomy places the organism in Eukaryota, Metazoa, Arthropoda, Insecta, Diptera, Culicidae. The record is from RefSeq and is a predicted model, not a curated record. Gene Ontology annotation, cellular component: cytoplasm. The coding region runs from base 516 to 1262 and encodes 248 amino acids.
UCUCUCAUGAUUGUCGUCCGUGUCGUUGCCAAGGGCCGAUUCUGUUUCGAUCAGAGCAGGCCACAUUGUGCCAGAAGAACAUUGAAGCCGGAAGACACGCGCGAAGAGAAUAGCAGUCAGUUUCCAGCUUCAACACCUGUCCAUUAUUCGAGUACCCGGGAGUGUGCAAGUGAGCAAGUGCGACGUGUUGGACGCCUGCUGAGGACGGGUGGCGACGUCGGGAAAGUUGUGUGGGACCGAAACCGAAGUCUUCUUCGAUCUAAGGGGGAUAGGUUGGUGUAUUACUUUUAAAAAUAGUUAGUGACAGUUCGGAAGGAAUCCUGCAGCGUGAAGGCUUGGAGAAACGCCAGUCCAGUCCGACAGUAGUGGUGUUACGUCAUACUCGGGCGUCACGUUUCUGUCGUGGAACGCCGCGUUAGUUUUAUUGUGAGUGUGCGCAACAUCUGUACCAGCGGCGGCAGUAAAAGCAGCAGCAUCAGCAAACUCACCACCACCACCACCAGAACCACAGCAAAAUGUCUACCGUCGACAAGGAGGAGUUGGUCCAGAAGGCUAAACUGGCCGAACAAUCGGAACGAUAUGACGACAUGGCACAAGCGAUGAAAUCAGUGACAGAAACCGGAGUAGAACUAUCAAACGAAGAACGAAACCUGCUAUCUGUCGCCUACAAGAACGUCGUCGGUGCGCGAAGAUCGUCCUGGCGAGUAAUAUCGUCGAUUGAACAGAAAACCGAAUCCUCUGCCCGCAAACAGCAACUAGCCCGGGAGUACCGAGAACGAGUCGAAAAGGAACUUAGGGAAAUCUGCUACGAAGUAUUGGGCCUGCUGGACAAAUUCUUGAUCCCCAAAGCCAGUAAUCCAGAAAGUAAGGUGUUUUACCUCAAAAUGAAGGGAGAUUACUACAGAUACCUAGCCGAGGUAGCCACAGGAGAAACCCGCAACACCGUAGUAGACGACUCGCAGGCCGCGUACCAGGAUGCCUUUGAAAUUAGUAAAGGCAAAAUGCAGCCAACACAUCCCAUCCGGUUGGGUCUCGCGCUCAAUUUCUCAGUCUUCUACUACGAGAUCCUAAACUCUCCCGACAAAGCCUGCCAGCUGGCGAAACAGGCGUUCGAUGACGCGAUUGCCGAACUGGACACCCUGAACGAGGAUUCCUACAAAGACUCCACCCUGAUCAUGCAAUUGCUGAGGGAUAACCUUACCCUGUGGACCUCGGACACCCAAGGCGACGGUGACGAACCACAGGAGGGUGGCGAUAAUUAACCAAACUAAAAUUAAUGAAAAAAAAAAACAAAAAAACACACACUUAAAUAUAAUAGAAAUUCCUUUUGACUAAUUAAUUAAAAAACAAAAGAAGAAACAGAAAAACACACACAACAAGACAAAGAGCAAGACGAGAAAGAGCAGUGGAAAAAUUAAGCAAAAAGGGAAACAAAAUCAUUUCUUGAGGAAAUUGCUAAGAAAUCAACACACACUUUCUUUGUGGAGUUUAACCAACGCUCUCGUCAAUCUCGGGCCAAUCGCAGCCGGAGAAAAUCAGAACCUCGGGCGACGAGAGCGACUAGAAAGGAAAGAGAGAGAAACAAAAUACAUGUUUGUAUGUAUGUUCUAUUUAUCCCCCCUUCCCGAUAAUUGUUUCCAUUUGGGAAACAGCCCGAAAAAUUAUGAAACAAAGCUUCGUUAAUAUAAAUAGUUUCACUUCACAGAAAAAAAAUGAAAGAAUUGUUAUUUUUUGUUUUUGUUUAACGAAACUAGAGAAAAAAAAAAACAGGCAGCGAAAGAUUUUUAAAAAAUCGCUUGUAAUUUGUAAUUACGCAUCAAAACUACAGCAAAUCAUACAACAAAUACAGAGUCAAACAGAACAACACGGUACACGAACACACGAGCAUUUUUUGUUUCUGUUUGACAGCACUCUCAUGGCUCAGCCUUUUUUGUGGGCACGAGAGAGGGCAGGCAUUCGUGCAACCAGCAGCAAGUGACAUUUAUGGAUUUUUCGUUUUUGUGUCGAUGGAAGAAUCGGGAAGAAGGCGGUUUCUUCCGCGGAUUGGUUUCAUUUUCUCUUUGAAAUUUUUCGGCUUUCACACGAUGUUUACUCAACUAAAAAAUCGUUUAUUCCAAGAAACGUGAAAAAAAGAAAAUCAUAAAAAAGAAACCGAAUUGUAUUAUUCUAUGCCUCUGUGUCCCCUCUAAUACGAAGAAUUAAGACAAAACAAACAAACCGCUAAUCAGUGGAAGGAGAUAAAACUAAAAAAUGGUAAAAUCAACACUUCUAUAAAUGUACACAUCCCAAUUGAAGUUUUUGUGAUUCACACUCUGGACGCGCCACGUGAAAUCGCUUUUUUGGACCAGCGACCGUGUGCGAUCCGCGUAAAAACCAAUUUCCACAGUCAAAUCCUUUUUACAACCAAAUGUAACAAAUCAAUUGUAAGAAGAAACAAUCUCUUUAACUGUUAUUUGCAAAACCAUUUAAAAGCAGCAAGCAGCAAUGUCUUUUUACGCAUUCAAUCACUUACGCGACAAAAGAGAAUCCAAUUGAAAAGGAAGAACAAACAACAACUACAACAACAAACAACAUCUAACGUAAUUCGUCGACGAACACCGGCAAGACGAAACCCAACAUCUCGAAGCAGAGCAGCGCCAUCGCUCUGCCCUUAAUAACAACAUCAUAUGGAAAUUAUUACUCUGAAAAAUUAAAAAAAAAAAGAAAAGAGGAAGAACAAAACGCGCAUAAACAAAAGAAAAAGUUUUUACUAGAAAAAAAAAGUAUCCAUCCUUCUUGCACUGAACGAGGAGGGCUGGACGAAACAGCGAGCAAGCAGCCGAAAGAACAAAAGAAUGCUAGCGCUACAUAUUCUGUGAAGAAUUGUAACCUGGAAUAUUUUUUAAUUUAUGGCGUUCACAAAAAUACUCACGAUUUUUCAUGUAUUAUAACAACAACAAAGUAUGGAAAAAAAA